AGUCAGAAGAAGAACGUGUGGCUUCACAUCGCCGUCUUUCCAUGCAGAGGAAGAGAGCGCUGAAGUAUGGAGCACCUGACAGUUCUUGCCCUGGCACUUGUGCUGUGUUCGGCUCUUUGUGACGCUGCCCCGACUGUGACAUCACCUGAUGACCAUCAAAAAGCAGAGGAAUAUUUGGCACAGUUCUACAGGAAUCAUGGCACCACUCAAGCACGUGGGAGGAGUAUAUACCUCGCAGAUUUUGAGAAAGAUCUGAAAGCCAUGCAGGAGUUUUUUGGGCUGGAGGUCACAGGUAAGCUGGACACGAACACUCUGGAGGUGAUGAAAAAGCCGCGCUGCGGAGUCACGGAUGUAGCCAGUUACGGUCACUUCGCAGGGAAGCCCAGAUGGAAGCAGAGUGUUGUAACAUACAGAAUAACAGACUACACAUCGCAGUUGAGCAGGAGUGAGGUCGAUGCCACUAUCGGCAAAGCCUUCAAGUUGUACAGCGAUGUCAUUCCACUUGAUUUCAAACAGAUCUACAGCGGCACAGCUGACAUCAUGAUUCUCUUCAAAGCUGGAUAUCAUGGAGAUUUUUACCCGUUUGAUGGACGCGGUCAGGUUCUGGCUCACGCCAACUCUCCUGGUCCUGAACAGGGAGGAGAUACACACUUUGAUGAGGAUGAGAAAUGGACAUUAAGCCCCCAAGGUGUGAAUCUGCUUUUGGUGGCUGCUCAUGAAUUCGGUCACGCUCUGGGACUAGAUCACUCCAAAGACCGUUCAGCUCUUAUGUAUCCAAAUUACCAGUAUGUCAACACGAAUGGCUAUAAACUUCACCAGGAUGACCGACUCGGGGUCCAGGCUCUGUAUGGGGUUCGAGCAUCUACAGAUGAACCAGCCCCAAAACCUAAACCAAAACCAGAGCCCAAACCAGAGCCAAAACCAGAGCCCAAACCAGAGCCCAAACCAGAGCCAAAACCGAAUCCCGUACCAAGCGUCCCACCGGAACCAUGCAAACGUGACUUAGUAUUUGAUGCAGCAACCAGCAUUCGGGGGGAACUGUUUUUCUUUAAAAAAGGGUUUUACUGGAAGAAAGGAUAUCACAGUGGACUUUCAAGGCAUAAAGUAAACUCCAUGUGGCCGUCUAUUGAUUCUGUUGAUGCUGCGUAUGAAUUAAGGAACAAAGGCAUCACCUUCCUCUUUAAAGGUCAGCAGUACUGGGCCGUCAAAGGCAGCACAACUUUGUCUGGAUAUCCCAAACCCAUAACCAACUUUGGAUUUCCUCCUUAUGUGAAAAAGAUCGAUGCGGCCGUGCAUGUGGCAUCCACCGGCCAAACUCUGUUCUUUAUUGAUAGCAACUACUGGAGCUACGAUGAAAGGACAGGUCAAAUGGACCGAGCAUUUGCUAAAAGCAUUCGGCGUAAUAUUCCUGGAAUCGGUUCACGGGUGGACGCUGCUUUUGAAAAUGCUGGUUACCUGUACUUCUCAGAUGGUGCACGACAAACUGAGUAUGAUUUUAGUUCAAAACGAGUGAACCGUGUUCUGUUGAAUUAUGGAUGGCUGAACUCAAAUCAUAUGCCUGUCACUAGUGUUAAAGGCGUUGAAAGGCACUUGUCUUAUGUGUUUGGAAGACACAUUCAGAGCUCAAGUAUGAUGCACCUGGCAGGUCUCUCCCUGACACUGUGUUUGGCUUUAUGUGAUGCUGCCCCCACGACGACAUCUUCAGAUGACCGUCAACUGGCAGAGGAUUAUCUGACACAGUUCUACAGGGAUCCCGUCUCAACUAAAUCAGGUGGCGGAAGAAGGUACCAUGGAGAUUUUAGGAAAGAUAUGGAAGUUAUGCAGGAGUUUUUUGGGCUGGAGGUCACAGGCAAGAUGGACACAAACACUCUGGAGGUGAUGAAACAGCCACGCUGUGGAGUCACGGAUGUGGCCAGAUACAACCUUUACAAAGGGAAGCCCAGGUGGAAGAAGAGUGUUGUAACAUAUAGAAUAACAGACUACACAUCGCAGUUGAGCAGGAGUGAGGUCGAUGCCACUAUCGGCAAAGCCUUCAAGUUGUACAGCGAUGUCAUUCCACUUGAUUUCAAACAGAUCUACAGCGGCACAGCUGACAUCAUGAUACUCUUCAAAGCUGGAUAUCAUGGAGAUUUUUACCCGUUUGAUGGACGCGGUCAGGUUCUGGCUCACGCCAACUCUCCUGGUCCUGAACAGGGAGGAGAUACACACUUUGAUGAGGAUGAGAAAUGGACAUUAAGCCCCCAAGGUGUGAAUCUGCUUUUGGUGGCUGCUCAUGAAUUCGGUCACGCUCUGGGACUAGAUCACUCCAAAGACCGUUCAGCUCUUAUGUAUCCAAAUUACCAGUAUGUCAACACGAAUGGCUAUAAACUUCCCCGGGACGACCGACUCGGGGUCCAGGCCCUAUAUGGUGUUCGAACAUCUAAACCAGUCCCGAAGCCUGAGCCUACACCAAAUCCUAGACCGGGCUUUAAUGCAUGCAGUCGCAACCUAGUCUUUGAUGCAGCAACCAAAAUUAAAGGAGAACUGUAUUUCUUUAAAAAAGGAUACUACUGGAAGAAAGGCUAUAACAGUGGAAUUUCAUCUUUGCGUAAAAUAAACUCUUUGUGGCCAUCUAUUGAUUCUGUUGAUGCUGCAUAUGAAUUUGAAGAUAAAGACAUUGCCUACCUCUUUAAAGGUGAGAAGUACUGGGCUGUUAGAGGCAAUAAAAUUUUGCCUGGAUAUCCUAAACCCAUUUCCAAACUUGGGUUUCCCUCUUAUGUAAAAGAGAUUGAUGCAGCCGUGUAUGUGGCGUCUAUUGGCCGAACUCUCUUCUUUGUUGGAAACAAAUAUUGGAGCUUGAAUGAAAGGGCAGCUCACAUGGACCGUGGCUUUCCUAAAAGCAUACAGCAUAAUAUCCCCAAUAUUGGUUCAAAUGUGGAUGCUGCUUUUGAAAAUGACGGUUACCUGUAUUUCUCAUCUGGUGCACUGCAAAAAGAGUAUGAUUUCAGUUCCAAGAACGUGAAGCGUGUUCUGAAGCAUAAUGAAUGGCUGAAGUGCUACCCAUCAAAAGUUAAACCUAAAAAAUAA
Messenger RNA from Triplophysa rosa, 3066 nucleotides. RefSeq lists its product as uncharacterized. The record is from RefSeq and is a predicted model, not a curated record. Gene Ontology annotation, biological process: extracellular matrix organization; proteolysis; collagen catabolic process. Gene Ontology annotation, cellular component: extracellular matrix. Lineage: Eukaryota; Metazoa; Chordata; Actinopteri; Cypriniformes; Nemacheilidae. The coding region runs from base 67 to 3066 and encodes 999 amino acids. The transcript has 20 exons. Gene Ontology annotation, molecular function: metalloendopeptidase activity; zinc ion binding.